AUGGGCGCCGCUGCUAAUAGUAAUCCCUCCUCCAGCUCCUCCUCCUCCUCCUUCUCGUCCUUGGACUCGUUUCCCUCCGGCAUGAGCAGCGGCGAGACGGUUGGCGCCGAAACGAGUCCUCGGCCCAAGAGGCCAGCCGCAUCGGCUGCGCCAUCGUACAUCGGCAUGCGCGCCCGGCCGUGGGGGCGGUUCCCGGCCGAGAUCCGCGACUCAACACGGGGCGGCGCGCGGGUCUGGCUGGGCACCUUCGGCACCGCCGAGGCCGCCGCCAUGGUCUACGACCAGGCGGCGCUCUCCUCGCGGGGCACGGCCACGACGGUCAACUUCCCUCUGGAGCGCGUCCAGGAGUCGCUCCAUGCCCUCGGCGCCACGUCCAUGGGCAUGGACGGAUCGCCCGUUCUCGCGCUCAAAUGGCGCCACUCCAAGAGAAGAAGGCGCAGCAAGAUCAAGACGAUGGCCGUGCAGGAGUGUCCGGCCGUGGAGCUGGAGGACCUCGGCGCCGAAUACCUGGACGAGCUUCUCAGGAUGACCUGUGGUACAACAUACUAAUAACUCUAUCAACAGUACUACACAUACGCGAACGGUUGGAUGGUUAAAGGGACCGUGGUAUC
This is a messenger RNA of Aegilops tauschii subsp. strangulata, 611 nucleotides long. RefSeq names its product ethylene-responsive transcription factor 1B-like. Gene Ontology annotation, molecular function: DNA-binding transcription factor activity; DNA binding. The record is from RefSeq and is a predicted model, not a curated record. Gene Ontology annotation, biological process: ethylene-activated signaling pathway; regulation of DNA-templated transcription. Lineage: Eukaryota; Viridiplantae; Streptophyta; Magnoliopsida; Poales; Poaceae.